CUGCAAGAAGACAUCUUCUGAGAGAAGCAUGGCUUCCUGUUGGUUGUUAAGACUCUGCCUUCUUUCUCUGACACACGCAGCAGCUGGACUUCACUCAUCUGAUCAUUUGAUGAUGAUGUUUGCCUUACAAGGAGAUGGUGUUACUUUGCCCUGCGGCAUACCCUCUAUUGAAUCCUGCUCCUCUGUUAACUGGAGCGAGGCUGGAGAGUUUGGAUCAGUAACUGAGGUGGUGAAGGCCGGGAAGGUGACGGCUAAAAACGUCCCGAGACUCGGCUUUCUGCAGGACUGCUCUCUGCGGAUCCAUCACCUGGAGCUCAAUGAUGCACGACUUUACUCUUGCGGCAGCGGACCACUCAACUCGAGUGUUUUGCUUCAGAUUCUUAAACUUACUGAGAGCUCGACUCCUGCGAAUGGUACAAUAGAGCUUCAGUGUUACCUCAAUACAUUUAUGGGACAUGGCCCUUGUAACAGCAGAGGGAUACAAAUCAAGUGGAGUUCUGAUGAUAACACGCCUUUGGGUGGAAAUAGAUUUGGCGUUGAAAAUCCCUCUGCAUGCUUCUCUAAGUUGAUCAUCAGAAAAAAAGUGACAGACCAUCACAGGAAAUGGAAAUGCAUGCUGUUUCAGAAUGACACGAUUAAAGCCACCAUCAGCUAUACAACAACAGUAAAAGAUGGUGUAGAGGAAGUGUUUGCUGCAGUGGGUGAGUCAGUGUCACUCACUUGUGGCAACACUUCCUCUCUCGGUGCGAGUGGCAGCGUGGAGUGGGCCGUGGGUGGAAGGACACUGACAGAUCAUAUGUCACCCCAUAGAAGCCAAACAAAGGCAUUUCAUGUGAACACAGACUCAUCACUGGUCAUCGGCAAAGUGAGUGCUCUGCACGCCGGGGACUACCAGUGUUCAGAGUCCACCGGUCAGCAAAAGGUGUUGCACAAAAUCAGGCUGCAUACCCUCGAUGUCACUUCAGAGUGUGGGCCAGGAAGAUAUAAUCUCACCUUAACGUGCGUGCUCACCUGCAGUCAAGAAUGUGAAAAAGACUUCAAUUUAACCUGGUCUGGAAGUAGCCGAAACAGCUGGCAGAGCAGUUUAAUAAGUGACAAUAACACUCUUAUAAAAAGGCUGUUUCUCCCAGUUUCACCUGUGACGUCAGAUGAAUUAACCUGCUUAGUGCAUAGGGAGGGUGAUGUGAUGGCGUCAAAGAGGUGGCCCACCGUUGACUCUCUGCAAACACGUGCGUGGUUAGCCCUUCCUCUGGGGCUCCUGCUAUGUCUUGCUGCUGGAGGACUCUACAUAUACACAAAGAGAAAGCAGAAAAAGGAUGCAGGAAAUGAGCAGUCGACUAUUGGAAUGACUCAUGUUUACGAUGCCAUUCAGGAUGCAGAUGAUGAGGAACUACACCAGCAAAGAGGAUCCAAAAGAGAGGCUGCCACCACCGACAGUUUCUAUGAUUUAUUACAGGCUGUGAACUAGAACUAAAUAAAAGUGUUUCUUUUCCUCAAUAUUUUAAU
Molecule: messenger RNA, 1506 nt
Organism: Chelmon rostratus (copperband butterflyfish)
Lineage: Eukaryota; Metazoa; Chordata; Actinopteri; Chaetodontiformes; Chaetodontidae
Exons: 8
Coding region: 29-1468 (479 amino acids)
Biological process (GO): interleukin-15-mediated signaling pathway; T cell activation; positive regulation of ERK1 and ERK2 cascade
Cellular component (GO): membrane raft; external side of plasma membrane
Molecular function (GO): protein tyrosine kinase binding; MHC class II protein binding
Source: RefSeq, a predicted model, not a curated record